Girardinichthys multiradiatus is the source of this 2000-nucleotide messenger RNA. RefSeq names its product cytokine-dependent hematopoietic cell linker. The coding region runs from base 174 to 1244 and encodes 356 amino acids. The record is from RefSeq and is a predicted model, not a curated record. The transcript is spliced from 17 exons. Gene Ontology annotation, biological process: cell surface receptor protein tyrosine kinase signaling pathway; intracellular signal transduction. Lineage: Eukaryota; Metazoa; Chordata; Actinopteri; Cyprinodontiformes; Goodeidae.
ACCGCUCAAAUGUUGCUGUUCAGUGUACGGGAGAGGUAGAAAAACUGAAGACUUUUCAUUUUUGUAGCCAAAUACGCAGAGUUUGCUGCAUACCCGCUGAUGCAGGUGUGCGCUUGCUUCAAAUCUUCAGAAAAGCCACCGAGAGAAGGAACAGCCAUGAGUUCGCUGUGAUAAUGGAUCGCUUCAAAGAAGACUGGAACAGAGCGCAGACAUGUGGUGACUUUAACAACACGAUGGAGCCUGAGUAUGACGUGGUGGAUGACCAGGAAGAAAUACACAACGUGCGCAUACUUCCUGCCAGGCCUAUAAGUGAGGACAGAGAGUAUGCAGACAGGGAUCUUCCAAGGCAAUCACCUGCUCAGAACCUUUCAUCAGUCACCACUCGUAAACGGCUUCCUAGAUGUCCACCCAGAAAGACCUCCCAUAUUAAAGGGCCUGCUAUAAAUAGAGACCUGAAGCCAGGCCGGCAAAAAAUUAAAUUAGAUAAGAAGCCCCCACCUUUGGAGCCAGAAGAUCAACCCUCUCGCAGAUGUUCUCCACCACAUCCACCGUUUACCUUGGAUGCGACCAAAGAACUAGCUGGACUGGCUGUAGAUGAAGUCUGCAGGAGUGAUAGACACUUGAUAAACACUGAAAAAAUGGACCUCAGAUCACCUGUCACAAGUCCACGACAGGCUAAGAGUGUUUCACCCAUGCUCACCCAUCAAAGACAUUCUUUGGAUUUAGAGACUCAUGACUUAGAGAACAGGUCACAUCAACAUUUAGAAAGGGUGCCAUCAAAACGCCAUCACCAUGAGUGGCCUCAAACAAAAGAAGACAUCGACCAAAAUGAUUUUGUUCCAAUGGACAAGCCUUAUACCUACUGCGAGGAAGAUUGGUAUGUUGGGCCUUGUAAUCGUACAGAUGCUGAGCAUGCCUUACACCUGGUGAACAAGGACGGGGCAUUUUUAGUUCGAGACUGCUCCAUUAACACCAACAGUGAACCCUUGGUACUGGUCGUGUAUUAUGAGAAGAAAGUCUAUAAUGUAAAAAUUCGGUUUUUUGAGGCCACCAGGAAGUAUGCACUCGGAACAGGCCAGCGCUCAAAUGAUAUGUUUGACUCAGUAGCAGAAAUCAUCAAGUUCCACUCCAUUUUUCCUAUAACACUCAUCAGCGGGAGAAACACGGCAGGCAGCAAAUGCCCAGAGAACUGUGUGCUGACAUGUCCAAUAACGGAAAAGGAUGUUGUACAGCUCCUACAGUAACGUCUGCACCUUCCAGCAAAGAAAAUAUCUUUCAUCUGAUGCCAUUCUCCAUAUGCUGCAGAGAGAUCCACAAUCAUUUUAAAAUGCUGGGAAGAAUAAUGCACACACAUUUUGUUCAGGGUGGGGGUUAAAAACAAUAAUAAAACCAAAGGUUGUCUUCAGUUGCACCAUUAAAGACUCUAUUGCUAUUAUGAUGAUGUUUCAUGCUGAAUUAAAGGGUAAUUCUGUGUUUUUGGGAGGAUCUACUGUAGAUGCAUUUGUCCAUCGUUUGUUCAAAAUCUUGCAUAUGUAGACUAUUCAGACCUAAACUGGAUUAUUCUUCAGUUAAAAGAAAUUAUUUAAAACUGUUUGAGAUUUUUAAUAUGUUUCUUUUAAUUUUUUAAAACACACAAAACAAGUACACAUGUUUAAGAGGGAAAACUAUCUGCCGAUCUGUCUGAAUGAAUUAAUAUGUUAUCAGUAAUUUUAUUUUCUGUAAGUUACAGGGCGAAAAAUUAUUUUUCAGAUUUGGCCUUAUUGGGGAGCUGUUGUGUGUUUGGCUAACCCUAACCCUGCGGGAUGGCAGAAAGAGGGUCCCGCCCAGGGCACCACUUAUGAUAGAACCGCCACUGAAUGCAAACCAGAAUAUGCUACUUAAUGACAGAACUGUGUUCAUAUUUUAUUUUUCAGAUUUAUGGAGGCAAAAUUAAUAUUUAACUUCUAUAAAAUAAUUAAAUAUUAAUACACAUCUAGAAAUAAAUAAAAUGUUGAUCCCAU